Trichophyton rubrum CBS 118892 is the source of this 1428-nucleotide messenger RNA. Its product is annotated as CMGC/SRPK protein kinase. NCBI's taxonomy places the organism in Eukaryota, Fungi, Ascomycota, Eurotiomycetes, Onygenales, Arthrodermataceae. The transcript is spliced from 2 exons. Gene Ontology annotation, molecular function: protein kinase activity; ATP binding. The record is from RefSeq and is a predicted model, not a curated record. The coding region runs from base 1 to 1428 and encodes 475 amino acids. Gene Ontology annotation, biological process: spliceosomal complex assembly; regulation of mRNA processing; protein phosphorylation.
AUGAGUGCCUGUUGGCCAUUUGCACCUCUUCGACCUGUGUUUUUUCGGUCUAUUAUCUUUCAGUAUCAUCAUCCAAGGCUUCCGAAUAAAUCUUUACUACCUCGACAUCAACUUUCCAACCAUUCAACUGCCGAGAUACAACCUCUGGAUGCAGAAGAAAGGAUAUACCACCCUCAGUCAGACGUGGAGGACCUAGAGGGAUACAGGCCUGGCGGAUACCAUCCAACUGUUAUCGGAGAGACUCUUUGCGAUGGCCGCUAUGAGAUAAUCCACAAGUUGGGAUACGGGGGUUAUUCCACCAUCUGGCUUGCUCAUGACCAACAACGCCAGCGUUAUGUCUCACUGAAGAUUCUUGUUGCAGCAGCUUCAAGGGACAAUGCUGAUAACGAGAGUAAGAUUCUUCGUCUAUUGUCAAAAGGUGGCCUGGAGCAUCCCGGAAGGCGAUUUAUACCAACCUUGCUUGACCAGUUCUCAUUUGAUGGGCCUAACGGGCAUCAUCAAUGUCUUGUUGGCGAACCAGCUGGGUGUAGCAUAGCCAGCUCAAAGGAGAACAGUACAAAUCUCAUGUUCCCUCGAGACGCUGCAAGAUCUAUUGCGGCCCAGCUCGUCAUGGGUCUGGACUAUUUACAUGCGAAUGAUAUAUGUCAUGGGGACCUCCAUUUGGGCAACUUUCUUCUUCGUGUCCCAGAAUUUGAUAACCUGAGUCCCGAUGAACUGUACGAACGCCAUGGUAAACCAUACGAGGUUCCUACGCAUCGGCUUGAUGGAAGGCCUAGCACCCCCCAUGCACCAUUGCAUGUUGUUUAUCCUAUGAAACAGAACAUGCCUUCGAACGAGAUAACAGAUCCUGAGAUUCUAAUUUCAGAUUACGGGACCUCGUUUGCUGUUUCGAAAACGACGUCUCCAAGACUCCAUACCCCGGCUCUUUAUUCUCCUCCAGAAGACUUCUUCAACGACAGCAUCAUCGGCACCGCAGCAGAUGUAUGGACACUGGGAGUAGUCCUGUACGAUGCCAUGGGUGAACGACCACUUUUUGAAACGUUUGCAUGGGAUCCAGACGACAUCAUUGGUGAGAUGGUGAAUACACUUGGCUACGAACAGAUGCCAGAACGAUGGUGGAACUCCUGGAAGUGUCGCUCUGAGUUCUUCAAUGAGGACGGUUCCUGGGUCAGCGAUUUCCGGCGCAUUGGCACACCUGCGUUCCGCCGUCUUCACCAGCGGAUGUGGGACAUGGGACGUGGAGAGACUCCCGAAAGUUGUCAAUGGGAUGUUGCUGGUGGUGAGCUUAAGGCGUUGGAGGAUAUGUUGAGAUCUAUGAUGACUUUUGAACCAGCCCAAAGACCAACGACGAGGCAGCUUCCGGCCUCGGAGUACAUAGUCAAAUGGGCCUUGCCAGCAUGGCAGGAACAGAUGCAAAGGAAGCACUAA